Molecule: messenger RNA, 2034 nt
Organism: Melanotaenia boesemani (Boeseman's rainbowfish)
Lineage: Eukaryota; Metazoa; Chordata; Actinopteri; Atheriniformes; Melanotaeniidae
Gene: otud6b
Product: OTU deubiquitinase 6B
Exons: 8
Coding region: 188-1087 (299 amino acids)
Biological process (GO): protein deubiquitination
Molecular function (GO): cysteine-type deubiquitinase activity
Source: RefSeq, a predicted model, not a curated record
ACGAGGAAGAAGUCGUCCACCUCUCGUUUCUUCCGGACGGCCAUUGCACCACGUUUUAUUCUAAACUUUUGCAAUUUACUGGUUGCGAUGUUUCAUAUUUUACAAGAGUGACAUCGUGUAACAUAUAUAGUCAGAUUAAUGUAGCUCAUAGAGACUCACUGAGCAAACUAAGCGGCAGCAUUCAGUCAUGGAGGAGGUGGAGACACCAGAGGAGCUACUGAUAAAGCAGCACCGCAAAGAGAAGAAGGACCUGCAGGCUAAAAUCCAGAGUAUGAAGAAUGCUGUCCCCAAAAAUGACAAGAAAAGAAGGAAACAGUUGACAGAAGAGAUUACAAAGCUGGAGGCAGACCUCACUCAGAAACACGAUGAGGAAUUACAGCAGCUCAAAUCUACUACUGACACAAAGGUGGAGGAGGUGGUAAAUGGAGUGGAGACAAUGAAGGUGGAUGGUAGAGAAGAAGAAGAAGAAGAGGUCAAGCAACCACGAGUAACCAAAGCACAGAAGAGAAGGGACAAGAAAGCUGCUCAGGAGAAGGAGAGAGAGGUCCGGAUAGCAGAGGCUGAAGUGUUAAACUUGCAGGGCGUCAGGCACCAGGAGGGUUUGAAGCUGGCUCAGAAACUCGCCCAGCAAAAGCUGCAAAUUAAGGAGAUCCCAUCUGACGGUCACUGCAUGUACCGUGCUGUUGAAGAUCAGCUGGCACAGAGAUCAAAGUCUGGGUUAACCAUGACUGUGAAGGAACUGAGGUCCCGCAUUGCUGAACACAUGAGAAGCCAUGCCGAUGACUUCCUGCCUUUCCUCACCAACUCUACCACUGGUGAAAUGUUCACAUCAGAUGAGUUUGAGAAAUACUGCAGGGAUGUGGAGCACACAGCAGCUUGGGGAGGACAGCUGGAACUUCAAGCUUUGACCCAGGUCCUCCAUUUGCCAAUAGAAGUGAUCCAGGCUGAAUCUCCUACUAUAAAAAUAGGCGUGGAACAUGACAGUGAACCUAUCACUCUUGUAUAUAUGCGUCAUGCCUAUGGUCUAGGAGAGCACUACAAUAGUGUGGAGCAGCUCAAGGAUCCAGUCAGUGUUGACGACAGCUGAGAGAGACUGUGCAGCUUUUAUGUGACAUAAAUAAAUGUGUUCUUAGCUCCAACAUAAAGCACUAUUAAAGAUCAGCUCAUAUGGAGGGAGACAUUGUUAAGCCUGGGGGUGCAGUAAAUAUUUUUAAAACUAAACCACAUGUGUAGGAGAGACCUGCAAGUUGGUUAAUAAUGCUGAUUACUUAUGUCAUCCAGAAUUACAGCAUGGUUAAUUAAAAUUUGAUGUGUUCUUAGAACCAAUCAAGAAUUUGUUUGACUUGUAAAUCAUAUCAGUUUUACAUAAUGCAUAUAUGAUGUAUAAUGGCUUACAUAUGGGCUUUAUUCAGACCUGAAACCUCAGAGAUGUGAAGUCCUGUUGUCUGUUAGGAUUUUUUGUCUUUUUCUUUUUGUUUUCCUUAAAUAAAAAAAGAAACCAAAAGCACAACUUUUUUUUUAGUUUAAAGGUGCUCAAAACUGUUUGUAUCCCCAGAUGUGUUUGACACGAGUUGCAUCCAGAACUACACAUAAAACAGCUCUUAAACCAUCAGCCCUACAAUAAAUUAGGUAUUUAGAUUUACCAAGGAAUUUUUAUUUAAACUGGAAAAUUAACCGGGGUGACUUUAUUUUUCAAAGAACCACCCAAAAACCUUCUGAAUGUUAAGUUACCAGAAUUUUUUUUAUCUUUUCGAUUCAGUGGUGUUUCUACUGAGAAUUUGACGAAGCAGUCUUAAACUGCCAAUUGAUUUAACUUGAAUGUUUAUAGACUUUAUUCUUAGUGCAAUACCAUUUUAUUUCUAUAUCACUUUAAAAACGACAUGAAUCUGAUCAAAGUGCUGUACAAUAAAAGUAAGGACAAAAGAAGUGAAGACAUAAAGGUCAUGACUUUCAGGCCAUGUAACAGACAGAGAUGAGAAACAUGAGGAAAAAAAGACAAAAAGAUGAAUCAAAACAAAAAAAUAAAAAUAAAGA